Messenger RNA from Ustilago hordei, 1623 nucleotides. RefSeq lists its product as uncharacterized. The transcript is spliced from 2 exons. The coding region runs from base 1 to 1623 and encodes 540 amino acids. Lineage: Eukaryota; Fungi; Basidiomycota; Ustilaginomycetes; Ustilaginales; Ustilaginaceae. The record is from RefSeq and is a predicted model, not a curated record.
AUGUCGUCUUCGACAGCACAGCAACCGGUGCAAGACACCAACUUUGCCUCUGCUCUUUCCGACGAUGCUUCUGGUCAACAAAAUGGCCGCCAGCACUAUGGCUCGCUGCCCACAACCUCCCCGUCCGAAGCCCUCUCGGCGACCAAGCCAACCGCGGUCUCGACUCGUGCUAUUGCACCCGACCUUCUCCGCGGCCUGAUCCUUCCUCUCAUGUCACUCGACCACGCAGCUCUCUUCAUGGGCGCCUGGCUGCACGGUACACCCAGACAAACCGAAAACGCAGGUACACCGAUGCACGAAUGGAAUUUCACCUCUGCCUACGUCUCCCGUACCAUCACCCACCUCUGUGCACCUGGGUUUUUCUUUCUGAUGGGCAUGGGGACUGUGUACUUUCACAAGUCGAGAAAGAGGAUUGGGUGGGGGAAAGGCAGGAUGGUAAAGCAUUUUGUGAUCAGAGCGGUUGCAUUGACCCUGGUCAGUGAGGUGAUGGGCGAGACCCUGAUGUGGGGGAGAGGAGUGUGGUUGAUCAACAUUGUGCUGAUUGGGUUGGCGGUUGACUAUCUGUUGACCGGCCUGCUCUGUGUGAUGUUGGAGGAGACGGAUAAGCUGGUAGUACGAGGACUUGACAAGCUCAGCGCUGGAAAGGCGGACGCACUGAGAAGACCUUUACUGGACAACUCCAAUGCAGAGCAGCAGAAUGAUACUCCCGCCGCCUCGCCUCGAUCACAAUCGCUGUCCUUCUGGAUCCAUAAUGUGCUACUCCUCAUUCUCACCUACAUCACCAUCUUUUGGAACAUCUGGCUCUCCCCCACACACGGUCACUGCUCAGCUACCGCCACGCACCCCUCCUCUAGCACACCAAUUGAACUCCUCGCCCUCCAACCUCUCACCUCCGCCUCUCCCCCUCCGCCUCCUUCGCCAUCCUCAGCGUGGGGUCCAUGGUUCGACUUCUGGUUCUACCCCGUUCAAAAUCGCUUCGUCAUGUCCGGCUUCCCUCCUCUAGCCUGGCUUUCAUUCUCCAUCUUUGGCCUGUUCUACGCUCGCGUCAUGCUGUAUAAGAAAUGGUCUCCAUCCGCCGUCAUUGUCGGCAAUCUCUUCACUGCUGUCAUCCUCUCCGCCCUCUUCAUCGCCACUCGCCUGCUCCAUUUCGGUAACCUAUCAGAAGGAUGCCUACACAUGCCCGAACACCUCGCACACCCGGACAAGAACCAGUACCUCGUCAGCAUUCGAAGCUUCUUCUACAUCACAAAGUACCCACCUAGCCCGAGCUUCUUCGCCCUCACCAUGGCGGUCAAUUUCGCCCUGCUAGCGUUCUUCAGUGCGAUCCCACCCACGAUCGCGACCAAAAUUCCUGGAUUGAUGAAUUACGGUGGAAGUGCGCUCUUUUUCUAUGUCGCACACAUGUACCUCUACGCCCUACUCUCGAUCCCCGCCCGCCACUUCUUUGAGCACGAUCUGCCCGAUCAUUCACCCAACAACUGGGAAAAGACAAAAGGUCUUGGUCCCACCGCGCCUUUCUGGAUCACCUGGGUGCUCGGUCUGGUCAUCCUUAGCCCAUUGUGUAGGCUUUACGGCAAGAUUAAAGCUACCAAAGGGCCUGAUUCUCUUUGGCGAUUCUUCUAG